Molecule: messenger RNA, 2944 nt
Organism: Microcebus murinus (gray mouse lemur)
Lineage: Eukaryota; Metazoa; Chordata; Mammalia; Primates; Cheirogaleidae
Source: RefSeq, a predicted model, not a curated record
AAAAAUUUAUUAUUUUUUAUUGUUUUCUGUGCGUUGAGUUUUAUGCAACUUGAAAAAAGUUCAAGUGGCUCUCAAGGUAAAGAGACAUGUGUUACAUAUGCCUCAUGAGGCCGCAGGCUCAAAACUAGCGUGAGUUAAAUGCAACUCACAUGGUAGUUAAUGUGUUAAAACUCGAGCCACCUUGUUUACAGCUGGCCUUUAGUGCCACCUGCAGGCUCUGAGGGUACAAACACGGUUUGAUAGCUAGUGCAGUGCAGUAGUGGUUCUCAAACUUGAGGACAUCAGUCACCUGGGGAGCUCCCCAACGAGGUUCCAAUUCUGAAGGUCCUGGGCUGGGGCCUGAGAAUGUGCAUUUCUCAUAAGUUCCCAGGUGAUGCUGAUAUUGCUGGUCGGGGGACCCCUUCUGGGCCCACUGAACUACUGCAGUGAGGACCACUUCUUGGGAAGUAGAUUAGGAUCCAGGAAUGGCAAGCCCUAGGUGCUCUAUGUGGGGGGUCAGGGGAGUGCAUAUAAGUGCAGGGUAUUAGGCCCAUUUUCACAGAUGUUUUUGUUGUUUUUUCCUGCAGAUGGGAAUUCAGCCCACUUAGUUAUGCAUUCAAGAGUAGGAGACCAUAUACCCUUGGCUGAGCGAGCACCAUAGCACCACAUUAAGGGACCAACAGUGAAGUUGGACCCUUAAUAAGUAAAGCAAAGAUUAUUAAACUUUUUAAAAAGUAUCGGGUGGAGGCAGUCUAUACUCAGUUUUAGACAACUUCUGGAAUCUGAAGAACUUACUCUGUAUACUGAAAAGUGAGCAUAUUAACCAACAGGCCAAUAGAACUUUAAAGUGAUUUACUCAUGAGAUACGUGUAAAACCACCUAACCUUGUGAUGAUACCUUUUUCUAACAUUUAAUUCAUAUUAUUUAUCUAGUUGCUUACCACAGCACUGUGUUAUAUCUUGAAGGAUAUAUUUAAGAGUUCGAUUUAGGUCUCUUUGCUUCUAGUUUUCAAUUUGUUGGGAGAAACCAAAGAUCCCAGAUAAACCAGAGCUGGAACUUGGAAGGGAUACUUGUGAGGUGUUCAGACUCAGAACCUUGAUUUUCAUAGGCAAGUGGAGACAGAACUGCUUCCCCUUUCAGCAAGGUAAGCAUUUCUUUUAGUUUGAGACAGUCUUAAAUGUUUCUCUAAAAUGGCCUGGAAAUACUAGCCUGUUUGCAGUUUUAGUUACUACAGGAGGCCAUUAACAUCUCUAGUUUUUGGAAGAUGGUAAAAGUUUCCAUCCCUCUUUGCUGCCCUGAAAGUAAACGUUCGAAUCAUAUUUUUAGUAUUUUUCUAUGUUCCAAGUGUCGUACAUUUGUCAGUUCUGCUAAGUUGAGAUGGAUGCAGGUGUGCAAGGUCUGCUGAUUCAGAGUGUAGGAUAGAAGACUGCGUUUAUUGCUGUUGGGGCUGAACCAUUAACAGGGUUCAUCUCCAAGGAAAUGUUAAAACAUUGGGAAAUCCUAAUGCGUGAGGGGAAAAAAAAGAACAAAUGAUUUCAGGACCUUUCAAAAAAAAAAAAAAAGACAACAAAACUCACUUGGGUCCACUUAAGCUGAUUAAAAUGUUCCUUAAUUAACCCCCUGAUUAAAAAGUCCUGAGAGCAAUCUGGACUUCAAAUUUUCAGUGGUGGGUAAAUUUGACAAUAAAAUGAUUCCCCUUUAGUUCAUGAAAAUACAUGUUAAAAAGUAUUUUAGGAAAGAUUGUUAUUUAUUAUUUAUUUGCCCACAGAGAACAGAAGUAAUGACCAGUUUCUUGGAGGUAGGGGAUGGAUUGCUUGUUGGGAGAAUAUUUAAAAGAUGCUUCAAAGAAGAUGAAACGUGGGCUUAUGUUUGUAAAAUUGGUUAACCCAUGUUCAGGGGAAGGAGCCAUUUACUUGUUCGAUAUGCAUCUACAGCAGCUGUUUGAAAUAAAAGUUUUCAAGGAAAAACACCAUUCUUGGUUUAUAAAUCAAUCAGUUCAAUCAGGAGGUCUUCUCCACUUUGCCACACCCAUGGACCCUCUGUUUGUGCUUCUCCACUACCUCGUGAAGGCCGACAAGGAGGGAAAGUUUCAACCCCUAGAUCAAGUUGUGGUAGAUGACAUCUUUCCGAAUUGCGUCUUGUUGCUGAAACUUCCUGAACUUGAGAAGUUACUUCACCAUGUGACAGAGGAAAAAGAAAUAAACAACAAGAAAUAUUAUAAGUACAGCAAAGAGAAGACAUUAAAGUGGCUGGAAAAAAAGGUUAAACAAACUAUGGCAGCAUUAAAAACCAAUCAUGUAAAUGUCAGUGCCCGGGUACAGUCAACUGCAUUUUUCUCUGGGGAUCAAGUUUCCAGUGACAAGGAAGAGGAUUAUAUUCGUUAUGCCCACGGUCUGAUAUCUGAUUACAUCCCUAAAGAAUUAAGUGAUGACUUAUCUAAAUACUUAAAGCUUCCAGAGCUUCCAGCUUCAUUGCCAAAUCCUCCAUCAAAGAAAAUAAAGUUAUCAGAUGAACCUGUAGAAGCAAAAGAAGAUUACACUAAGUUUAACACUAAAGAUUUGAAGACUGAAAAGAAAAAUAGCAAAAUGACUGCAGCUCAGAAGGCUUUGGCUAAAGUUGACAAGAGAGGAAUGAAAAGUAUUGAUACCUUUUUUGGUGCAAAAAAUAAAAAAAUUGGAAAGAUUUGAAACUUUGAAAAUGAAAUCCAACAAAAAUACUUGCUUUGUACUUGUUUCAUUUUCAUCCUUCCUGACCACAUUUUAGGGAAGGAAAAAAAGGGGGGGUAGUUUUCAGAUUCUCUUAAACAUUUCUUUGUGUUUGGUCUUUGUGUUCUUAAACAAAAUAUGGGAAAGUAAUUUUGUAAUUUCAUGGCCUUUGAAGUCUCAUUUGACAUCAUGAAAAGUAUUUAAGUGAAUAGAAUUAACAUAGAGCAUCAUGAUAUCCUCAAUAAACUGACCUGUGACAA